UUUCAAUAGUCUCAUCCAUAGGACCGUGUCCGGGGUCCUCAGCCUUAUAUGGCAUGGAACACUCAUUAUCUAGGAAUUACGGCAUGUGGUUUUACUGCUACCACGAACGGCUCUCUUUCGUGGACCAUAGCAACCCACAAUAAUCUUCAAAACUAAACUGUGGCGUUUAGUUUUUUCGCUGAUAAAAACAAACUGUUAAUUUUAACCAUAUUUCAUGGCGAUUUUGGGAGAUCGACGCUGCAUAAUAUAUAGUUUGAGAAACAGUAGAGGAGGUUCUUAAGAAGCAAUGCUUUCUAAAAAGGAUUGGGUGUGCGAUAUUGGGCACUAGUUGCUAAUUUCAAGACAAAGAUGGGGAUUGCUCUUCACUCAUUAACAGCAUGUAAAGAACUUCUUUGCUGGGACAAGCAAGCUCACUAUAAUUUAUAUAGGAAAAAAUGUAUUAGAGUCUCUAAAAAGGGAAAAGGAUCGUGGAAUGUAACGAGAGUAUUAAGUUCAUUUGGAGCACAGGAAGCAGAUAUGGGGACAAAGGCCAGUGGUAAAGAGAAGCUUCUUAUUGACUGUGGACCCGAUCAACAAUGUGUACUUGGAGGAAUUGUUGCACUUGGAAAAUUUGAUGCACUGCACAUUGGUCAUCGUGAACUGGCAAUACAGGCAGCAAAAAUAGGGGUGCCUUUUCUCUUAUCCUUUGUAGGAAUUGAUGAGGUCCUUGGCUUGGAGAAACGGCUACCUGUGGUUGCUAAAUGUGAUCGAAAGCGAGCACUUUCACUGUGGGCACCUUUGUGUGGUGGUAUGGUACCACAUGAAUACCAUGUCCAAUUCGCUCAAGUUCGUUCUUUGAGCCCCCGUCAAUUUGUGGAGAGUCUCUCAAAGGAAUUAGGAGUGACAGGAGUUGUAGCAGGUUCAAAUUACAGAUUUGGGUACAAAGCUUCAGGGGAUGCAUCAGAUUUAGUCCAGUUGUGUGGAGAAUUUGGCCUCAAAGCUUACAUUGUUGACCCUGUCAUGGAUAAGUUUGACGGAUCAAUUUCAGAGCAAGGAAAUAUGGGAACAGAUACUAGAGAGAAAGGGCAGGUAUCUUCGACUCUCAUUCGUAAAGCUCUAGCCGGUGGCAAUAUCAAGCGUGUAGAAGAACUUCUUGGUAGAAAGCAUCGGCUAAUGUUAACAACAGCCAAUUGUGCUGUUACAAAAAAUACGUUGCUUGCCUGCAGGUCAUCUGUGCUAAAUCAGCCACCUAAGGAGGGCAUAUAUGGUUGCUUGAUAGUGACCAAUGAUCAUAAUCAUGUGGACAUUAAUUGCAAUGAAAAUGUUAUAGGAUAUGGUGAUAUGAGAAUAGAUUCUUCACAAAUAGAAGUCACAUUACGUGAACAUAACUCCUUGGUACCACUAAAUAGAAAUACUUGUAUUGGUCUAGAAUUUGAAUGCUCAAGAACAUGUUGAGUGAGAUGUUUUUAGAAAUUAUUUUCACCUGUGGCCAAUAAUGUUAUGAAGACAUAAUUGCCUUAUUCUUUUGCAUGUUUCAGGCCCUUCGCCUGGAUGAAAAGUUGUAAAUUAUGAGAGUUUUAUUCUGGGAGUGCAUUCAAAUUUCCUAAGAGCAAAACUUUAUUGAUAAUCAUAGUGUAUAUUUACGAUUUAUGUUAUCAUGGA
Molecule: messenger RNA, 1641 nt
Organism: Cryptomeria japonica (Japanese cedar)
Lineage: Eukaryota; Viridiplantae; Streptophyta; Pinopsida; Cupressales; Cupressaceae
Product: FAD synthetase, chloroplastic
Exons: 6
Coding region: 349-1434 (361 amino acids)
Biological process (GO): C-terminal protein methylation; riboflavin biosynthetic process
Cellular component (GO): endoplasmic reticulum
Molecular function (GO): FMN adenylyltransferase activity; protein C-terminal S-isoprenylcysteine carboxyl O-methyltransferase activity
Source: RefSeq, a predicted model, not a curated record